AUUUUUUUUUUUUUUUUAUCACGUUGGCAUUGAUUGCACGAGCAGGCAUUCAUGAGAGCCACCGCCAGAUUGCAGGAUAUUAAGGGGGGGAAGAAAGGGGACCCGUUUCGUGAAGACGCCGUGCUGUAAUUCUGUCUUCUGGAAAUAUCUUUUUCAAGAGAGAGAGAGAGAGCCAGUUCUAUAUAACCUUGUGAUCGCAACUCUGAACUUCCAUGUCGCAAAGUGAGAAGAGGAUUUGAGAGAAGAAGAUCUGAACCCCAAAAUCCUCAGUUCGAACCCAGAGUCCCAAUUUUCACUGACAAAGAUCCAGUUUCAUAGAUCCAAACUGCCAAUUGAGAAGGAGAGAGGAAGGGAUUGAUUCAAACCCCCAAUUUCCAAGUCCUAAAAACCCAAAUCCAAAUUCGCAGAGAGAUCCAAACCACAAAAUCCCCAUUUCUGUAAAAAAUCCGCCAAACCCAUUUUCCUCUAGAGAGAGAUGGGUUUAGAGAGAGAAGCAUGCUCAUCCUCCCAUGCCCUGAAAACCCCACAAGAAGACUCCCCUCUUCUCCCCAAAUCUCAACCUCUCUCAUCCAACUUCAAAACCUUCGCGAAUAUUCUGAUCGCCAUUGUUGGUGCAGGUGUACUCGGCCUCCCAUACACUUUCUCGAAAACUGGUUGGGUUUCAGGUAUUUUAAUGCUCUCAAUUGUUGCCUUUCUCACCCAUUACUGCAUGAUGCUCCUUGUGUACACAAGAAGAAAGCUAGAUAGGGAAAAUUUCACAAAAACUCGAAGUUUUGGGGACCUGGGUUUCGCAGUUUGUGGACCAGCAGGGCGAGCAGCUGUGGAUGCCAUGAUUGUUCUCAGUCAAGCUGGUUUUUGUGUAAGUUACACCAUUUUUGUGGCCAAUAGCCUUUCCUCUGUUUUUCCCAUACCGAAUAUUUUGGGGCUCAAGCCAAAAGCCACCUAUAUUUGGGGUCUUUUCCCUUUCCAGUUUGGCCUAAAUUCCAUUAAACUCUUGACCCACUUGGCCCCUCUGAGUAUAUUCGCUGAUGUGGUCGAUAUCUCGGCCAUGUUUGUCGUGAUUGCGGAGGAUUUGGCCAUCUAUCUGAGAUCAAAACCAAUUUUGCAGGCCUUUAAUGGCUUAUCAGUGAUCCCCUAUGGCCUUGGUGUGGCUGUGUAUGCAUUUGAGGGAAUUGGCAUGAUUUUGCCCCUUGAAGACGAGGCCAAAGAGAAAAAUAGCUUCGGAAGGAUACUGGCCUUGGCCAUGGGUUUCAUAACUUUGCUUUUUGGGUGUUUUGGGGCACUGGGUUACUUUGCUUUUGGCCCUGAGACUGAAGAUAUCAUCACUCUCAAUUUUGGGAAGAGCUUUCUCACUGAUACGGUGCAAUUGGCUUUGGCUGUGAAUCUCUUCCUCACUUUCCCACUGAUGAUGAACCCUGUUCAUGAAGUUAUAGAGAGAAGGUUCAAUAGAGGGAGAUACAGUUUGGUUUUCAGAUUUGGGAUGGUUUUUGGGAUAUGUUUGGUUGCACUUUUGGUGCCAAACUUUGCAGAUUUCUUAUCCUUGGUGGGG
Messenger RNA from Amborella trichopoda, 1549 nucleotides. RefSeq names its product Transmembrane amino acid transporter family protein. Gene Ontology annotation, molecular function: L-amino acid transmembrane transporter activity. Gene Ontology annotation, cellular component: vacuolar membrane. Gene Ontology annotation, biological process: amino acid transmembrane transport. NCBI's taxonomy places the organism in Eukaryota, Viridiplantae, Streptophyta, Magnoliopsida, Amborellales, Amborellaceae. The record is from RefSeq and is a predicted model, not a curated record.